AGUGACGGUCUCACGACAGCGGCACGUUUGAAACUCGUAUUUUACGAAUGCGAUAGUAUCUCAUCAGUUCAAAAAUUAUACUCAACGAGGGUGGUUGUGUGGGACUGAAUCGUGAAACGACAUCGUGGAAAAGCGAAACGACUCAAAAAUUUCCUCAACGAGGGCGGUUGUGCGGUCUCUUUCGCAACGGAUCGGAACGCCGUGGGAGUCGGAAAAUAGCUUGAAAGUGUGCGUGUGUGUGCAUCAGUGUUUAGUGCAAAAUAUAAUAAAUAAGUUGAUAAGCCAGUCGUGGAAAAUGUGCACUAAUAAAUGCCCGUUUCAGGCCAAUUGAAUGUUCUAAACAGAAAAUUCAACGCGAGUUCAACAAUUGCACUGCCGGAAAGUUAAAGUUAACUAAACAAAAGCCUCUCAUCAAAACAAAUACUUUUUUUGAUUUUAAUUUUAAUUUCUUCAAAUAAAAGUAAUAAAAUAAAAAUCGUUCAAGAAAAAGAAAAAGUGUACGUGACAACAGCUCAAGAAGAGUAAAAAAACAACAAAAUUUCGAAAAUAGUUCGUGCGUGCGAAGAAGUGCUUCGAAGUUUUAUGGCCCAUGCAAAGGCGUCUGUAAGUAUGUACAUAUUGUAUGUGCAAGUGUGUGUGUCCAGGUGCAAGUGCUAAAUUUGUGUUUGCAAAUGGCCCGGUCAGUGCGAAGCUCUAAUUAAAAAGUCCCGAAGCGGAGAGGACGUGGUGUCGCUAAAGCAACCAACUGCCGAAAUUUUAUAGAAAAACAACCCCCAGCCGCCAAUAAAAAACAAGCAGAAAUCGGUGCCAAUUCUGUUUAUUCAACCCCAGCCACGUUGGAUCCUUGUCGCAUAUAAUGUCAUCAAAAUGUGUUUUCAACAUUGCAUUCGUGUCGAUAAUUUCCAUCAUCAUCGUAAAUGGUUACGCAAAAGAUAUUUCUGGAGUUAAGAGAGGUCAUGAACGACUGAACGAAUACAUAUCCCACUACGAAACACUCAACUAUGAUCACGAGCACAUCCGAGCUAGUCACAAUAGAGCGCGACGAUCAGUGACCAAAGAUCAUUAUGUACAUUUAAAGUUUGCAUCACAUGGAAGAGACUUCCAUCUUAGAUUAAAGCGUGAUUUAAAUACAUUUAGCAAUAAGUUAGACUUUUAUGAUAGCAAGGGCCCCAUUGAUGUCUCCACGGAUCAUAUCUAUGAGGGCGAAGUGAUAGGGGAUCGUAAUAGUUAUGUAUUUGGUUCCAUACACAAUGGGGUAUUUGAGGGUAAAAUUAUAACGGAACGUGAUGCCUAUUAUGUUGAACAUGCCAAACAUUAUUUUCCCACAAAUCGCACGGCGACAACACCGACAACUCCGUCGAAAUUCUCGACAACAACCUCCACCCCAAGGAGCACCAUAAAAAAUACACAGCCAACGCGGCCUUUGGGUCCCCAACAACUCAACAGUAACAACAACAGAACUGCCUUCGAUAGUAAGACAGAAAACUUUACAAAGAAAAUUGCUGAAUCCACAACGGCGUCACCGGACUCCUCGUCGUCGUCGUCGUCGUCAACAACAACAUUCCCACCCACAACGGAAAAUUCCCAUGAGGCAAAGGAGGAUAAUGCCGAGGACGGACUUGAUUUUCACUCCAUUAUCUAUAAGGAGUCACAUGUCGAGGACGCCUACGAAAAUGUGCGCGAAGGUCACGUGGCCGGCUGUGGCAUUACGGACGAGGUCUCACAAUGGAUGGAGAACAUACAAAAUUCAGCCGUCGAAGAGCUACCGGAGCCCAUGUCAAAGGACUACCAGAAGCUCCACCGGAAGCAGCUGCACAAAAAGUCCGCCCCCCAGCAAGAGCCGCAUCCGCAUCCGCCGAAGAAGUACAUCAGCGGCGAUGACGACUUCAAGUACCCCCAUCAGAAGUACUCGAAGGAGGCGAACUUCGCCGAGGGUGCCUUCUACGAUCCAUCCACCGGAAGUCGCCUGGGCUCAUCCGCCAACCUGGCCGACUGGCAUCAGCUUGUCCACGAGCGAGUGCGUCGGGCCACCGACGGUGCAGGUGGGAGCGGUGGCUCAUCGGGUGGACCAGGACGUGGCCGCGAGGAUAACAAGAAUACCUGCUCGCUCUACAUUCAAACGGAUCCAUUAAUCUGGCGCCAUAUACGCGAAGGAAUUGCUGAUCAUGAUCGUGGACGCAAGUACGAGGUGGAUGUGAAAACGCGCGAGGAAAUUACAUCGCUGAUUGCACAUCACGUGACGGCCGUUAAUUACAUUUACCGCAACACAAAGUUCGACGGACGCACAGAGCAUCGCAACAUUCGCUUUGAGGUUCAACGAAUCAAGAUUGAUGACGACUCGGCCUGCCGCAAUUCCUAUAAUGGACCUCACAAUGCAUUUUGCAAUGAGCACAUGGAUGUCUCCAACUUUUUGAAUCUGCAUUCACUGGAGGAUCACUCUGACUUCUGCCUGGCUUAUGUGUUCACCUACAGAGACUUCACUGGCGGAACUUUGGGCCUGGCAUGGGUGGCAAGCGCUUCGGGAGCCUCUGGAGGUAUUUGCGAAAAGUACAAGACGUACACGGAAACGGUAGGUGGACAGUACCAGAGCACGAAGCGAUCUCUCAACACGGGCAUCAUCACGUUCGUGAACUACAAUAGUCGGGUUCCCCCGAAGGUGUCCCAACUGACGCUGGCCCACGAGAUAGGGCAUAACUUUGGAUCACCGCACGACUACCCGCAGGAGUGUCGUCCAGGAGGUCUGAACGGAAACUACAUCAUGUUCGCCAGCGCCACCUCUGGCGAUCGUCCAAACAACUCCAAGUUCUCGCCCUGCUCGAUUCGCAACAUUUCCAACGUUCUGGACGUGCUGGUUGGGAACUCCAAGCGGGACUGCUUCAAGGCCUCCGAGGGCGCCUUCUGCGGCAACAAGAUCGUGGAGUCCGGCGAGGAGUGCGACUGUGGCUUCAACGAGGACGAGUGCAAGGACAAGUGCUGCUACCCCCGCCUGAUCAGCGAAUACGACCAGUCCCUGAACUCCAGCGCCAAGGGGUGCACGCGACGGGCCAAGACGCAGUGCUCGCCCUCGCAAGGUCCUUGCUGCCUGGCCAACUCCUGCACCUUCGUGCCCACUAGCUACCACCAGAAGUGCAAGGAGGAGACGGAGUGCAGCUGGUCAAGCACUUGCAACGGAACCACCGCCGAGUGCCCGGAGCCCCGUCACCGGGACGAUAAGACGAUGUGCAACAACGGCACAGCCCUAUGCAUUCGAGGCGAAUGCAGUGGUUCCCCCUGCCUGCUCUGGAACAUGACCAAGUGCUUCCUCUCGUCAGCGACGCUGCCGCACGUGGACAAGCGCAAGCUGUGCGACCUGGCCUGCCAGGACGGUAACGAUGUGUCCACCUGCCGCAGCACCAGCGAGUUUGCCGCCAAGUAUAAUAUCCAAAAGGGCGGAAUCAGCCUGCAACCGGGCUCGCCCUGCGACAACUUCCAGGGGUACUGCGACGUGUUCCUCAAGUGCCGGGCCGUGGAUGCCGAUGGUCCGCUGGUGCGGCUCAAGAAUCUCCUGCUAAACCGGGAGACUCUGCUCACGGUGGCCGAGUGGAUAACCGGCAACUGGUAUCUCGUGGUGCUGAUGGGCGUUGCCUUCAUCGUCGUAAUGGGGGCGUUCAUCAAGUGCUGUGCCGUGCACACGCCCAGUUCCAAUCCCAAGAAGAGGCGAGCUCGACGCAUCAGCGAAACUCUGAGAGCCCCCAUGAACACACUGCGGAGAAUGCAACGUCACCCGCAUCAGAGAGGAGCCGGACCCCGCAGCAUUCCACCGCCGGCCCAUGAGGCACAACACUACCCCCGCGGCGGAGAUGGUCGCAGUGGCGGGGGCGGAGGAGGAGCUGGUCGCCAUGGCGGCUCCCGGUCGCAGCACCAUCAGUCACAUCCCCACGAAUGGGAUCGCCAUCAGGGCGGCCACUCAAUCGUCCCAUUGCCCACAGGCGGCAGCCACUCGAGCCGAAACGCCCCGGCGAAUCAGGCACGGCGCAGCGAUGGACGCGGCACAAGGUCCACGAGCAGCGGGCGGCCGCAGGCCGGAGCAGCUGCAGCAGCCGGAGGCUCGUCCAGCGGGGCGUCGCGAUCACAUGGCGGGUAUGGAGCCGAACAGGCAUUGCCGGGUACCAUUGGUGGUGGUGUGCAGGCGGCCAUAAGCGGCGGUGGUGUUGUGGCUAGGGCCCAGCUGCCGUUGCCAUUGCCGCCGCCCAAUGCACAGCAACUGCAAUUGCAGCAACCACAACAACAACAACAACAGCCACAGCCGUUGCAACUACAGCAGCCGGCACUUUCGCCGCAGCAGCAGCAGCAACAGCAGCAAGCGUUCUACACGCCGAAAGGCGUCGCGCCACCGCCGCUACAAGUAAGCUUUAGUCGGCCGACAUCGUUGCACGAACAGCAGCAGCAGCAGCAUCUCAUGCAGCAGCAUCUAGAGCCCCACGAUCAACACGUCUAUGCCGAUGCCUAUGCGGCCUUGGGGCGUGGCCAGUACGAGUCCACAGGGCGGGCGCCCAACAGUAGCAACAGCAACAGCAAGGUUUGACAGCCAAAAGCGGCGAUGGAGCGGCCAAAAGCGCGGCCAAAGGCGAAACGAAUCAAGCAGCAGCAGCAGCAGCCAACAACAACACAGCCCCCAAAGCAGCAGAAAAAGCAAAAGCAACAACAACAAAAAUCAAAUGAACUCAAAUUAAAUGUAAAUGUAAUUUUUAUGCUAAUUAUUUUUAUUUAAACCAUGUUUGUAUGCCACAAGGAAAAAAGCAGCCACAACAACAGGAACAAAAACGAAACGAGUUGGAAAAAAUUGCGACAAUUUCAUAGAACAGAUAAAGCUAAAAGUGAAUGAUAUUUUGGAAUAAAUAAAUUGAGAGGCAAAUGCGUAUGCAAAUUAUGAUUAAUAUAAAUCAUUAAAAAUAACAAAAGGCAUGCAUAAUACCCACACAAACUGAGCCCAUAUACAUAUAUGCAUUUGUGUGUAUAUAUAUGGUAUUCGCUGGGCUCACACAACAAAUAUUAAAUAGCGCAGCAGCCACCACACACACAAAUAUAAAUACAUGCAAGGGAAACUAACGUUUAAUGUGCGACAGCAAAAAGCAUUCUAUAUGCGGUGGUCAGAUUUCUAAAAGAAUUAAUUAAACAUUUGAUAUCGCAAAAAGUGUGUUUUGUACAAAAAAAGUAAAAUAAAUAAAAACUGUUUGAAUUAAUUAAGCGAGCGUCGCCGAGGAGAGCGGAAACAGCAAAGCAUUUAAAUUGUAUUUAUCUGUACCGAAGGCUAACAGUUCAAUAAAGCCGUCAAAAUUGCAUUUGUAAACUAGCAAGGAAGGAGAGAGCUCAUGAAAACCAAAAACAUAACAUAAAACCAAGGAAUAUUACGCGAAAAACCCGAGACUUUCAAUUUUUAAUACUUUUAACGUGUUCGUUUCAGUAGCUUUGAUUGUUUCCCGACCAUCUUUUCCUUGGGCAGAAAGCAGAAGCAAACAAAGUACUAAUUUUUAUGUAUUUCACGUAUUUUACUAUCUUAGGUACAAUUUUCUAUUGUCAAUUUUGAUUAGUAUUAGGUUUAAAGCUUUAUGUUUUAGGAAGCUGGUAGCAAGACCGCCACUGAUUACUGAUUACGUUUAAUGUUAUCUAUCAUGUAUCUAUAUGUAUGUAUAUCUGCCCACAUAGAAGUGUAUUUUUCUGUAAGUCACGGAGGGAGUCUGUGUGUGUGCUUGUUGUGCAGACUCCCAAGUUACUAGUUUAUGUUUUUUGUUUGUCUCUAUUUUGUACUCGGAAGCCUGAAGAACACAGAGUAUCGACUGAUGCACAACUCCAAGAAAAGGCCUACCUUACUCUCAUUUGAAUUCUCUAUUGUUUGUCUACUUAAGAGAUCUGGCGAUCUGACGAUAAAAUGUAUUCAAUCCCGUGAUCUGUGUUAGCUUAAUUUUUAAUACAAUUCCUGCAAGACUCUGCUUAAUGAAUAACAUCAAACUCUUGUAAAUAAACUAUACAAACUAACGUAUACAGUAAGUGGAAUCAUUGAAAUUACAAAUUAUACAGACAAAACUUACAUAAAUUGAAUAUAUAAAGUCUGGGUAUUUGAAUUGGAAAGAUAAAGAAACGAACAAACGUGAACAAAGCAAGUCUAGGCUUUGGUUUUUCUCAAACAAAGUAGCAGACAAAGAACAACAAAAAACAUUUAACUAUUAAUUUAAACUUAACACAUAAAGAAUUAAUUAAAUGACUUUAAGUAAACUAAUUAAUAAUGAAUAUGGAAAAGCAAAAAGAAUGAUUAUGAGAAAUGAUAAUAAAAACAAGAAAACAACUAUUUUAUAAAA
This is a messenger RNA of Drosophila kikkawai, 6335 nucleotides long. RefSeq names its product zinc-dependent metalloprotease kuz (gene kuz). Gene Ontology annotation, cellular component: plasma membrane. The record is from RefSeq and is a predicted model, not a curated record. Gene Ontology annotation, molecular function: metalloendopeptidase activity. NCBI's taxonomy places the organism in Eukaryota, Metazoa, Arthropoda, Insecta, Diptera, Drosophilidae. Gene Ontology annotation, biological process: Notch signaling pathway; membrane protein ectodomain proteolysis.